Portunus trituberculatus (swimming crab) is the source of this 9701-nucleotide messenger RNA. Its product is annotated as serine/threonine-protein phosphatase 4 regulatory subunit 4-like. Bases 487 to 3792 code for a protein of 1101 amino acids. The transcript is spliced from 18 exons. Gene Ontology annotation, molecular function: protein phosphatase regulator activity. Gene Ontology annotation, cellular component: protein serine/threonine phosphatase complex; cytosol. The record is from RefSeq and is a predicted model, not a curated record. Lineage: Eukaryota; Metazoa; Arthropoda; Malacostraca; Decapoda; Portunidae.
GACUCAGUGCCACUCAGGACACAGUGGAGGGAGGGUGUGCUUUGGUGCUCCUGAAACAGUACCUUCCCUAGUGAAUGGUGCAUGCCCACAACAACACAUCACCACCAGCCCCAGCAAACCCCGCUACAGUGCAUACCCACGCUGAAAGAAAGGCCGGGGGAGUGAAACAGCAGCAGUAUAGCGGUGGCAUUGAUAAACGUUGCAGUAAUGAAGGUAUUGGAAGCACAGGUGACUACAGGUAAACGUUAGUGUACCUGAGUCAUGCACCUGGACCCUGUGCCCCGCCUGCCCCACCUGUCCCCGGCCCACAGGACGUGACUGAGGCAACUUUUCUCACCAAGAGGAAGAGGAAGGAGAGAAACAAGAAGGAAGGAAGGAAGGAAGGUCUGAGCAUCAUGUCGCCUCUUCUUCCUCUUCUCUUCCUGCCUCCUCCUCCUUCUCCUCUUCCUGCUCGUCCUCCUCUUCCUCUUCCCGUGGCUUGAGAGGAUGAACAGUCCGCCCUUGGAAGGAGGAGAAGGACCCUGCGAGAUUCUUCAGGAGGCAGCCCAGAGUGGACUAACCCUCCUGGCUGGUAGUGGUGGUGGUGGAGGCGGUGGAGGAGGAGGAGGUGGAGGUGGAACAGGAGGCACAGGUGGUGGUGGAGGAGGAGGUACAGGAGGUGGAGGGAGCGAAAAUGUGGAUCUUGGGAGCGUGGUGUCCGGGCUGGAUGGGGGACAGGGAACGACAAGGGGGAACACUGCGCAGGACGCCCUUACACUGCUGCAAAAUGAUCUGGUCCCCCAUACUAACUUCACUCAUACUUUCCUGAAGAGCAUCCUGACCUCCAUAGACAGCAAGGACCCAAUGGUUGCCAAUGCGUGGCUGGAGACUCUACUGGACGUGAUUGACUUACUGCCACGAGAUGUCAUCCGAGAUGAGAUCCUUCCCCUGGCUGUCUCCAAGGGGCAGUCCCAGCAGGUGUCUGCUCGACUGGCCGCUUGCAAGCUUAUUGGAAAGAUUGCCACCAAGUUUGAGCCUUUUGUGCUCAAGACCGAGGUUGUUGGCGUGGUGCAGAGUCUGUGUCAGGAUGUCUGUGGGGAGGUUAGGGGCAGCAUGUGUAGCCAGCUGUCGGCAGUGGCUCGUGGUCUCGGUCUGGACCCCACCAAGACCAACAUCCUACCUGAGCUGGUGGACCUGUGCUCAGACGAGGAGACCAGUGUCAGGCUGGCCGGGAUCAACACUGUUGUCCUUAUGAUCCCCCUGCUGGAUGAAGAAACACGAGUAGGAACGCUGGUGCCCCUUGUAAGGAAGAUCUGUGAGAGGGCUCUGCGUGUGGAGGAUGCAUCGCUGCCUGUCACUGCACAUCUCCUGGGCCGCCUGUGUCACGGCCUGCAUGAUGAACUCACAGACGAACAGAAGGGUUGGUUCCUUAACUUCUACUGCACACUGGCCAAGCUGGGACUGCCGGACUGCAAGAAGACUGAGCUACCGAUGCCAGACUUAGUAGCAGAAGUCCGUAGUGGUGAGUACGAGGCAGAGUGUCGCCAACAGUGCGCCUACAACCUCCCAUGUAUGGUGGCCUUCGCUGGCGGCUCCACCUCCUACCGCACCAGUUUGCAUUCCACUGUGUCUUCCCUCCUUACUGAUCCAAGCCACCAAGUCAGGAUUACUGUGGCUGCUGCUUUUCAUCAACUGUGCACACUGGUUGGGGCUGAAGUGGGGCUGCUGAAGGAGGGUCUGCUGCAGCUGCUGAGGUCAGAGAGCCUGGAGGUGCUGGCAGCCCUCAUCCCCAACCUGCCUAAUAUCAUCACCACCAUGCACCGACACAACGCCAUUGCACCACAGUCCCCACGGGGGGAGCUCUUGGAGGUGGUGGGGGCGCUGAAGCAAGGCGAGGAGACUGUCAGUGUUACCAGCAUGUGGAGAGUGCAUGCUGAAUGUCUCACUCAGGCGGCAGCUCUUGCGCCUUGCCUGCCGCCAGACAUGCUCUUUUCACAGCUGGUUCCCCUCAUGGUGAUCAGAAUGCAGACAGCUAGGCCCAUCCCCUGCCGCCUUGCUGCCGCCAGGACCCUGUUAGUGUACCUACAUCACAUGACCUCCACAGAACACCGGGAACACAUCUGCAACACUCUUGUCUCUGAGUUCUGUGAUGGGAACAGUUGUCACAAGAGAAUGUUGUUCUUGAACAUUGCCACGAUGAUCCUUGAGAUGUUCUCCAAGCUGUUCUUUAAGACAUACUUCUUCAGACCACUCCUUUCCUUGCACAAUGACAGGGUGCCCAACAUCAGACUGAAGUUGGUGAUGCUGCUGCCACAGAUGAAGGCCACCCUCUCCCUGCCAGAGGACAAAACCAGAUUGCAGGAACUAGAGACAGUGGUGGGGAGUCUGCUGGUGAGUGAAGUGGACCGGGAUGUGUCUGCGGCCGUUUCCACCACCAUCACACUUCUGGACAAGAUUGAGGUGUGCGAGAGUCAGAGAGGUUCUCCAGAGGGUGAGUCAGCAGGACAGGAGACAGAGGACGAGAGGAAGGAGAAACAGGAACAGCGCAUCCUUGGAGACACAAAGGCUGAUGAGAAGAAGUCACCUGGAGAGGGAGGGAGGAACGAAGGGGACGCGCUGGGUGAGAGGCGGUCAGGGUCACGUUCUUCCAGUCGCCGCAGCUCAGGGGUGAACCGUCUGCCGCCAUACCUGGAGAGGCGACGCAGCAACUCACACGCACCCAAGCAGCCGCCUGAUGAACACACCAUCCUUCGCCUGACGGCGCUCGACCCAUCCACCGACGAGUUCUUGGUUGAUGCCGGCAUCAGGAUAGAUGAGUCAGUGAUUCGCAGCCGCCUGCCGGGACCCCAAGCGCCAUCCCGGCUGGCUCGGUGGCGAGCCAGCGACCGGCCCUAUUCCUCUGCUGCCCAGGAUAGCCUCGAUGCCAAGGGUCGGCCCAUGUCCCGCCUGCGGCAGCCAACCAUUGUGGCCACCAGCCGCAUCCCUGCUCCGCCAGGCUCCCUGAGUCACAUGCCUGAAGGGUCUGAGGCUACGCUCCGCAAAGGUGAAAGUGGUCUGGAGCAGCGGCGGCGUAGUCAAGGCCCUGGGGGAUCUGGAGCUUCUAGUGUAGUAACUCGCUUACGACCACCACAGCGCCCUGGCCGUCCCACCUCAACAGUGGCCCCUGCUGCUCCCCAUGGCCCCCUCACCUCCCGCACUAAAUCCCUCAGUCACGAGAAUCUGCGAACUUCUCCUUCCCGCCUGGCUCUCCCAUCUUCCCCAACACUGUCCCCUGGCUCUUCCCGUGCCGCCUCACCCAACACCUCGCCUCAAGAAGAGGGCCGGCCCCGUACUCUCAAUGUGGCCGGCUCACGUCUGCGACAACCACAAGUUCGAACAUCACGGGGCCGUGGUUCACGCCCAACCAGCUGCAGCUCUUCUCCCGGGGGUUCACGCUGCUCCUCCCCAGGGCUGGAUGGCCCUGUGGGGGGGUUUGGUCGUGGCAGUCGUAAUGGCAGCCGUGCCAGUAGCACCAGCUCUUCACCAGCCACUUCACGAUGCUCCUCCCCGGCUGGAGAGGAACUACGGCCCUUGGGAAGGGCAACCCAGCACCGGAGCAAUCCCGCAUCGGCCAGGAACGGCUCUUCCUCCUCCCGCCCCACUCGCCACGGAUCCAACACCUCCUUGCAGGAACAAGUAACCACUCCCCCUUCCCCCGGCCCAGCCUCCCGCCAGCCACACCUGCAAGGUUCAGGCAUCCCCAAGCCCUUGGGUGCAUCCAGGACUAAGUCAGCCACCAGCAAGCUGCCAUUGCCAACACCCAGCAAGAAUUGAGCUAGUUUGAAGUGUCAAGUGGCAGUCCGGUCGUCGUCACUGCAAGGGUUACCCAGCACUGGAUGGGUUGCUUUGGGUGUAGGCAUGACCAUGUAUACCAUGUAUGCCUCACACUUCUCUAGUCAGCCAUGGGCUUCAUCUGUGGUGCUGGCCCAGCAGAUCAAUGCUUGCUCAUGGAAAGGCACUGCUGCUGAGGACCUGUGAUGCAGGAGCAGUGGCAGUGGUGGUGCCACACCCACAUCUGGCCCGGUGCACCAGUGUGCCCAGUGUAUUGUGUGCUUCUGGGGUGUUGAUCCCUGUAUGUGUUCUUGUCAUGCCCAGUGUUCUGAGUCUGAGGCCACAUUGUAGGCAUUUCUCUAUUGUUUCAGUUAUUAUGGGCAGUGGCACGGCAAUACAUGGAGGAGGAGGAGGAGGUGAAAGAUGAAGCUCAUACAUGUGUGAAGCUGACCAUAUUGAUUCAAGUUAGGCUCCAGACAGACUUGAUGCACAGGGAAGGUAUCAACUGAUGUUAUUUAUAACACACACACACACACACACACACACACACACACACACACACACACACACACACACACACACACACACACACACACACACACACACACACACACACACACACACACACACACACCUUAUUUGGUAGCUUUCUCCACCAUGUGCUGUUUAAGAUAGGCAAUAAAACUUAUUUAAGCUGAACUAGACUAAACAACACCAUUACAUGUUUGCAGUAUGCUCAGCAAUGUAUUCUAGGUAAUAAUGAAAGCACUGUUACUUACGCAUCAGAGGGAUUUGUGGUUGGAACUACUAGUACGAUUGCAUGGACAUGAGUGUGGUUAAGUUACUAUUAUGUGCCAAUGGUUGCUAACAGGCUUCUAUGAAGUGUGUGGUCCCCAUGGAUGUACCUCCUUUUCUUAUCAUGAUAUCAGUGGUGCUUGUUUCAGUUACUGGCUGCCUGUCAGUGCUAACAUUGCAGCAGUGAGUUUGCUGUGCCCCCACCACUUCACUCACACAUAUUCAAGAGUGAGAGAGGACAAAACAUUUUGAGAGUCAAGAAAUUUAGUACUAUAUGAAUGUUUUGCCUCACACACACGUUGAUGCAGCACUGUGUGUGAGUGAACAAAAUUGCAAAAUUUUAAAUUUGGCCUGAACAUCAAAGACCCAGUGAGAUGUGUUUUUCAGACAAGGACAUCAUCAUGGCAAUGCUGAGUGAAGGAGUUUCUGAGGAGCAUACUGCCUAUGUGUGUUUCUUAGACACUGGGGGAAGGACAGUGAAAAAUAAGCUAUGGGAAAGCAUCAUAAUUUCUAUUACUGUUACUAAUAUUUGGCAAAUCUUAACUUGUGUACUGUCAACAAUCAACUAAAUUCAAUUCAUGCUUCAGGCAGCUGACCAAUUCCAUUGUUUUGCUAAUCUAAUGUUCAGCGCUGUCAUUUCAUCUUACACUUCCAAACAAAUAUUAAUCAGACAUCUCUUCUUAUGUACUUAUUUAGAUACUGCAAAAAAUUAUGGUCAUAAAUACAUAUACUGUGAUAUGCCAUAGCUGAGAAAGACUUCAACUUUUAAGCUUAACAUAAAUUUUGACUACCUCAGCUCACUUUCUCAUUGCACGGCUUGACACAGGGACACGAGCCACAAGUCAGGCAGAAUGGAUGUGACUCAGCCAUGACCUCAUUCCUAUCAGAGUAAAGUAGAAACAUAUCUUUAACACUGAACUGCAAGCAGUACUACAGUGUGUAUUCCAAAGUAUUUCAGUGGGACAAGCAGUAUUAAAUUUUGCCAUGAAGAUUUUUACAUUGAAGUGUGACAGGAGGGUGUGCUUCACCAUACUCAGUUCUGUGCUACACCCCUGCAUGGGUGUAGUGAAAAAUGGUGUGCUGGUUAAUUUAUAGGCUAAGUAUCUUAUCACAAAGAUUAUAACUAUCAUUAUUAUCAUAGUAUUAUCAUUAUCUAUAUGAACUUGGUGCAGCAAAAUGGUGUGAUGUACUUUAUAUUUUCUAAUAAGACCCUUUGUUAAUGUUCCUUCCCUGAGCUCUGUGGCAGCAGGUGCUCACCCUGGAGAGUGGCUGGUGUUGACUUAUUGAUACACACAGAUUGAAGGACAUCUGCUGAUAGAGUCGUUAUGGACUAGGUUAUAUUACAAGGAAGUCUUGUAAAGAAUGCACCACCACCUCACAUAUUUAGGAACAAUUUUUGGUAAGAUAUACAGUAUGGCCAUAGGGAUGUACGUACGUAUGUCUGUUUUGUUGUGAGGUACAACGCUCUGUCCGAUAAGACUUAGUCUGAGACGAUUCUCACCCAGAAAAUUGAGGCAAGUGUAUACAACAGCAGUGAGUGAGUGUGUGUGUGUGUGUGUAAAAAACAUAUCUGUUAAUUUCUCUCUCAGAGUUUUCAAGUGAAUAACUUUGAGAAGCAAGAUAUAGAUGAAAAAUUAUUGCUAUCAUUAUUUAUCAACAGUGGGUUGGUUAGAGGGUGAGAAAGGCGCUGUGUUUUAUUUAUAUUUUACCUAGACAUAUGUGUAAUAUGUAUUGUUUGUUUAUAUAGGGAUUAUUUAUUUGUGCAAUUUACCUCAACGGAAAUCUCUAUUUUCUUACUCCCACCAGUACAAAUAUUUAUUUUGUUUCUGUUAUGUAUUAAUGUUCCCACCUCUGCCUGUAGGACCAAGUUAUUGUUCUUUUUCAUAUUUUAACUCUCUCUCUCUCUCUCUCUGAAUCAUUAUUUUACGUUCUCAUUGACUUUUAAAGCUUCUCUCCUCAUUGGGUUAGAAACAGUGGCCCUGUUUUGGUUUUCAAAUAGAUAUAAAAGUUUUUCAAAGAAUUCAUAAUCAAAUUAGAAACUUGAAUAACAUUUAACCCUUCUUGAUUUUUUUUCUUGUUUCCUCCCUUGUCAUUGAUGUGAUCCAGUGCCACUUGUGUUCUAUUACGUAUUGAAGUGUACUGUACCAUAGUCUCCACCUGUUCUUCUCUAUAUUGUAACACAUUAUGUUCAUCCAGGAAUCCUAAACAUGUGUUUGUGUUCCACUUUACUUUGGUAAAGUAUUGAAGCUGAAUGCAUCAAGCCCACCAUGUGGAAUUCAGUAGUUCUGAUAAGUGUGCACCCAUCAUACUCUUUGAUACAACUGAAAUGUAAUAUAUGCAGUUCCUCAAACUAGUGAUGUCAUAUUGUACAAAAAAAGGCAGUGUCACACAAUCACCUCUGCCCAUCACACUUCUUGGUCUUUGCAGAACUCUUGAUACAUUCAUUUCUAUUUGGUCCACACAUUAAAUUUACCGGACUUUGUGACGUCACUAGGUGAGGCAACUGUACAUUAUCAUCAGUCUGUUAGGAAAAAUUGUAAGCUGCCAAGAGGAUGUUGCUUAGUUUGUCCUCUUAUUUCUCACCUCAACUGUUGUCUUAAAGUGAUGAUUUUGUCUCAUCAUUGAUGGGAAAAGCUGAGUAUGUAGGAAUUUUAUUAUUGUAACCAAGGGCUAAGCAUGUAUAAGACUUUGCUGGGCUAGGUUGUGACUCUCUCUCUCUCUCUCUCUCUCUCUCUCUCUCUCUCUCUCUCUCUCUCUCUCUCUCUCUCUCUCUCUCUCUCUCUCUCAUGUCUGGGUGCUAGUGUUCAGUACUCUUAAUAAGCAGCAGGAGUGACAGUGAGUGGUAUUUGCAAGUUUAUACAUAUCUAUUUAUAAUGCUAUAUAUAUGGUUAUAUAUAUAUAUAUAUAUAUAUAUAUAUAUAUAUAUAUAUAUAUAUAUAUAUAUAUAUAUAUAUAUAUAUAUACAUAUGUAUAUGUAUGUAUAAUUAGUUGAGUUGUUAGCUAGAUCUUUGUUUGUUUUUAUUUAGCACGUAUGUCAAUGCAUAUGUAUACCAUGUACUACCUACAGGUUUUCGGAGUUGUCGUCGUUUGUGAAGGGCGUUGCAGAGAUGGUGUGCUUAUUUUGUUACAAAUGAACAGGUAGUUAAUUAGAAACCAUACUUCUGACUGGGACUUGCUUUUUGUUAUCUUUAUUGGCAAGAUUCACUCAUAAAAUAGCUCAUAGCUCUUAGGGAAUUUAAACAUAAGGGAAAAAUAUUCAUGGAUUUUAGAAGUAUGUAGUUAGUUAAAAGUUUUCCUUAUUUCUUACUAGUGAUGAAAUCAGUGAAAAGCAACCCUUUGUGCAGCCUGCAAAGUUCAAUUAACAUGAGUGCUACAGAGGCACUCACUACUAGUCAGUGUCCCAAGUGAAGGUGUGGUCUCUUUUCACUAGCUGUACAUACACAGGAGUGCUGAGUGCUGAUGGUGGCUGUUCAUGUUGUUGAUCCCAGGUAAACAGUGUGCUGAGUACAUAGGUGUGUAUGUAUGUGUGUGUGUGUGGGGGGGGGAGGGAUUGUGAUGUGAUGAAGUGCUGUGCUCUACACACCCACUAACUGGAAUGUAUAACUCUUAGUGCAGGGAAUGUGUUAUGUAUUGUGAAGAACAAAACACAUGCUAUUCAUUUAGUAAGCAAGAAUAACAACCUUCCUCGACUGUGACGACGAACAAGACACGUGAGAAAGAACAAGGAAAUAAUCUACCUAUAGUAGUUGUGACUUUCUGGUUUUGAAGUGAAGCUCAUAAUAAAGGUUUGCCGUACAUACUCUAGCUGUAUAAAAACGCAUAGAAAACAUGCAUUUAAAACACACAUCAUAUAAUUUAACAAGAACACAUAAGUAACAUAGUAAAGAGAACAACAUAUGAAGAACGUAUUAUACUAACAAGUAGAGUAACCAAAUGAAAGACAAAGUUCAAAGAUUAACUAAACUAGACAGUGUAGCAUAAGGUAUUCAACAUUAUUCCCAUAUAUAUAUUUUUUUUCUCUCACUUCUCCAAGUUAGUCAUGAGCAAUAUUUACCCACCGAGGAUAUUCAUAUGUAUCUUGUGUCCAUCUAACCCACCAAUAGUGUUUGUACCGUACCUCAGCCAAGCAGGUAGUGCCACAUUAGUCUACCUGUAUAACUAGUAAUUCUCUCUCUCUCUCUCUCUCUCUCUCUCUCUUAAAGCUUUGUGUCUGGAAGAUUAUGAAGUGGAUGAGUUCCUCGUGCGUAUAGGAGUGUGUUGAGCCAAGGAAGUGUUGAACAAUACAGACUGUUGGACAUGCAGUACAUUGUAACACUACCGUUUAUGUUGGAUGUAAAAUUGUGUUACUACUACUACUACUACUACUACUACUACUGUCAUGCUUUCUUUUCUUACUAUUACUGUGAUACUGCUGUUUCUUAUUUAACCACCUCAUCCUGCUGCUAUUGCUGCUGGAGCUAUUACUACUUAUGUUGCUACUACUAUUUUUGCUAUUACCACUACUACUGCUAAUAUAACCACUGCUCCUAACUACUACUAUUACUACUACUGCUGCUGUCACCACCACUUAUACUACACUUCCAUAGCACAGUGUUACGUCUUUGCCGGUUAAUUGUACACAGGUAACUUCUCUUUACUGGUGAAGUUGAUAAGAGUACUUUACAAUGAUGGUGAUUUGGGGACCUCAGCAGCACAACCAAACAUCUGUUAUGUGAUCUUGCUUUAAAGAAACUUCCUGACGCAAUCCUGUGAUAUUAUUUAAAGUUCUUUGCGUGCUUAUGUGAAAGCGUACUGUACCUGCGCGUUAAUCAAAAUAUUCUACUACCAGUGCUUGUGGAUCAGUUUAACAGAUGAAUGGCCUCGCUGCUGCUGUUUAGGAUCACCAAUAACUCUCGAAACUACCAUGUGUUGCUAGAUCUCAUGGAACUAACCACGUGUCUGUUCUGCGGUGCGGGUCAUGAGCUGAGCGUCAGGGAGGGAGUGAAACACCUCAUGAGCGCUGCGUCUCAGUCGAGGAUCUUCCAAGGUGUGGUACUGCUAUGUUAUGUGCUACUCUGCCCGGCUCUUCCAUGUUCUGUAUUACUGCUGAGGUGAAAUUACAUUUUAUUCCUGCAUAA